Plasmodium relictum is the source of this 426-nucleotide messenger RNA. Its product is annotated as Plasmodium exported protein, unknown function. The record is from RefSeq and is a predicted model, not a curated record. The transcript has a single exon. Bases 1 to 426 code for a protein of 141 amino acids. NCBI's taxonomy places the organism in Eukaryota, Apicomplexa, Aconoidasida, Haemosporida, Plasmodiidae.
AUGGAUAUAAAAUACAUCUUAAAAGAUAAGUUUGAUUUAAGAAUUGCAAGAUCUUUAGCUGAAGGUAGAGAGAUAAUUAAAUCAAUAGAUGUAGAAUCAAAAAUAAAUCUAUCAGAUGUAAUGAAAGAAAGAUAUUUGGAACAAGAUAUAAUAAAAACAAACUCACCAAUAGAAAUAGAAAAAAUAUGUUCAGAAACAGAUACAGAAUUAUUACAAGAAAAAGUUAAAGAGAAAAAAAUAAACAAAAAUUUAUUGUAUAGAAAUGCUUUAAGAAAAAUUUCUCUUUUUUCCGUUGUAAUUUUACCAAUAAUUUUUAUUGUAACAGAAAUCUUUUUGACAUCAGAUGAAGUACAAUCUCUUAAAAGAGAUUCUCUUUUGAUUAGUCUGUAUCUUAUGUUAUGUUCAUUUUUUAUUAUUCAUUUAUAA